This is a messenger RNA of Phyllotreta striolata, 2627 nucleotides long. Lineage: Eukaryota; Metazoa; Arthropoda; Insecta; Coleoptera; Chrysomelidae. The record is from the annotation of a GenBank genome assembly.
CAUUUACAGCACUGCAAAAUAUGGUGUAUUGUCAAGAACGAUAAUGAAGUUUUAGAUAAGAUAAAAAAAAUUAAACUGUGCCUGUGAAACUAAUUAAGAAGUAAAUAACAAGAUGUCCGGUUUCGACGAAAACCCUUUUGGCGAACCAACAAUAGACAACCCGUUUGCGGAUCCGUCUGUACAACAAGUGGCUAGGAACACGAAUGCCCAACUUAGGGUUGAUGAUUAUAAUCCGUUCGAUAAACAAACCCAGAACCAAAAACCCGUUUCUUAUGGCCAAUCAAACACCGGACCUGCGAUCAUGCAACCCACACAAGAGCCUCCUGCGUACACGAGAAGCGGCCAGCAAGCCCAAACUACUGCGAAAGCGGCCAUCGACACGUCAGAAUUACAAAGGAGACAGGAAGAGCUGGAACGCAAAGAACAAGAACUGACGCGUCGCGAGGAAGAAAUGAGAAAUUCUAGUUACAAUGUGAGACGCAACAAUUGGCCCCCGUUACCCGAGCAAUGCUGUUUCCAGCCCUGCUUCUAUCAGGACAUCCAAGUCGACAUACCUUUAGAAUUCCAAAAAAUCGUGAGGAAACUCUACUAUCUCUGGAUAUACCAUGGUGCUUUAAUGAUAAUAAAUGUGAUAGGCGGUAUGAUUUUGGAUGAGCCUUCGGUCAUCGGAUUGGGGAUUUUGUAUCUUUUGUUGUUCACACCUUUCGGUUACUUGUGCUGGUUCAGACCGGCAUACAAAGCGUUCCGUUCGGAUUCUUCGUUCAAUUUUAUGGUAUUUUUCUUUAUAUUCUUCUUUCAAUUCGUUGUUACUACACUGCAAAUGAUCGGGAUACCCGGAGCAGGAACAAUAGGAAUCAUAACGGCUUUAUCGACGUUUAAUCACACGACUUGGGAGAUAAUUAAAGGUAUAAUCGCUUUGAUUAUAGCCAUUGGUUUCGGUCUGGCAGCUGCGGCCGAUCUUUUCUUGUUAUCUAAGAUUCACCGUAUGUACAGAAGUACCGGCGCUAGUUUGGCGAAGGCACAGCAGGAAUUCACCACGGAGUUUUUCCGCAACCAGCACGUCAGGAGCGCCGCCAGCAACGUAGCAGCAGCCGCAGUGCAAUCACAGUUAAACCAGAAUAAUCAAAGUACCCCAAGAUAUUAGUUUUAACUACUAUUAAUCUAUUUUAUGAUAAAUUUUAGUGUCAGUAUUUAAAUUUCAAAAGACUUAAAAGAUUUUGUUGAUUAUUGUUAAAAAGGAUAAUAUCAUUAAUCGUAACGAACGUGGACACCUUAUUAUACUUAAAUGUAGACAAUAGAUGCGUGGGUGAAUCGCAUAAUCGUUAAAAAAUAUGUUUUUUUUUGCUUAUAUGUUGGAAAUUUUAAAACUAAAGUGAACUUGCGUAUUCGAAAUUGGAAGAGUCGAGUUCACAGUGAAAUUAAUCGCAUUUUUUAAUAUCUACGACGAUUUGCCAUACAUGAAAUAAGUAGUUGAUUAUUUCGUAAGUGUUGGGAAUUCGUUGUAUAUACAAUUUUUUGUUACAUCGAUUUUAGAUAACGUGGGUUGUACAUAAUUUGUCCUGAAACAUCCCCGGCGCCUAAUUCUUCUAAUUUUUUUUUUGAGGGGAUGUAAUACUUGUGGUAUGAGUUUGGGACAUAUUAAAUUGUGAAUGAAAGUAUCGUUGUAUUUUUGUCAAUUACCUGUAUUUUCGAUAAAGCUUAAAUAUUGCAACAGAUUAAUCUAUUUUUAUUGUUAAUCGAUAUAAAUCUACUAACAGCACUGUCAUGAAACUUCACAAAUAAUUACAGCUGGUUUAAUCAGGUAAUGCAUUAUAUUAUUAAAGUUGUUACUAAUAAAGAUAAAUCAUCAGGUAUUUUCUAUACGAUUUUUACUCCCUUGUCGUGUUUCGAAAUUUCAAAGUUUUUUACAACUGAUUGAAUUAUUCUCGAUUCAUUUAAUCAUCUAGUAAGAAAACUCCACAGAAAAUUUGUGCAAAAGCGUAAAUACUGAUUCGUGUAGACAAUACGGUAAAAAAUGGAAGUGGGAAAAUUUCAUUUACUCUGUACGACGUGGAUUUUAAUUUGUAUCGUCGUAAUGAAACUUCAACCAUUCUUCCGAUCGGUUGCAAUAAUGACACGUGGAAUUUUCGUUAAAAUAUUAUUAAAAAAAGUCCCGAGUAGACAUCGAUUAAUAAUAACACAUGGAGUAUAUUUUCUCGUUCGCGGCAUUCACCAGAUAUUGCAAUUUUAGGAUCUAGUUACAGACGCAGCUUUAAUAAAAUUGUCAAAAAAUAUUUUGAAUUUUUGCAAAUUAUUUCUUUGGAGUCACUUAUUUAUAUUUUUUGUUUGCUUGUACUUAAUUAAACCGCCCUCAUAUUUAUACUGAUGCUAUUAGGGUAUUAUAUAAAUUAGUCUGUGUUAUACAUUUUGGUACUUUUUAUUCUAACGUAAUUGAUCAUAAUGAUUUAAAUAAUGGCCAUACUAUCGUUAAUUUUUACGACAACGGUCUUUUGAUUAUGAUCACUUACAGUAUAUUUGAAGACAAACUUCAGCACUUGGAUUUAUUUAUUAUACAGUUUGUCACUCUUUUUUUGUAAGUUGAGUUAUGAAUUACAGAAAUAUAAUAAAAAAUAAAAAGAGUUUUUUAC